AUGCGUGAUGAUCGUGCUCGGUGGCGACGCGGUCCAAAUGACUCAUCUUCUGCCUACACACGCCACCGUCGUGAUGAGGAAACUGACGGUGGAACUCGUCGACGAUUUACUCGCGAGGAGCGCCGUUCGCGCCGCGUGCGACGUCUUAUACGAAAACUCAGUCUGACUGCAAACGGUUAUCAUUGUGAAUGGAGUCGAUACGAAUAUAUGGUCAGCGAUCACUGUGUAUGUGGAACAGGAUAA
Echinostoma caproni is the source of this 243-nucleotide messenger RNA. NCBI's taxonomy places the organism in Eukaryota, Metazoa, Platyhelminthes, Trematoda, Plagiorchiida, Echinostomatidae. The record is from the annotation of a GenBank genome assembly.